ACCAGAUUUGCCCUAACGACCAAUGUAAUGACUUUACAAAUAAAUUACGUUGGCUGACAAUGUGUUAGCUACGCUGUCCUUACGAACCACAUAUCAUUACAGCACUAUGUACCGGUAUGUUAGCUAACUACCGAACGUUAGUAGUUGUACAUCAAACUUGCCAGUAUAUUAACUAUAGGCUAACUAGCCAACGUUUAUUGACUUGAUUAUUCUCGUCAUUCUUAGUUUAGCUACAUGUCGUCGUGCUUCCUCAAUGGACAUGCGGGUGCUUUCGUAAAUUCGCUCUGGCUAGCUACAGGCUGGACAAUAGAACGAGUCAAAAUUCACCCAAGGCUGAAAAACGGCCUAAUAAGAACGAACGUUGGCUAAGCGGGAACACUAGCGCGAGCCCAUAGCAAAUGAAUGGAAUCGAACGUUCGCAGAGAUUCUUUUGACUGGAGUGAUGCUUAGGACUCCAUUAAAAAUAUAUCCCGUUUUAUUUUACCAUGACAGUCUGUUCGUCGGACGAAACUGGAGAAAAAUAACUAGUGUCGAAAGUAAACAUCCGCACCUCGAUGGUGUCAACUGUGCUUAUGUCUGCGUAAUGAAAAGGUUGUUUUGCCUAUUGUUGGCAGCUGUGGGCAUACAAGCACAACAGACACCAUCUAUAAAUGACCUCAACGCUGAAUGCCUUGGUAACGUUAUACGUUUGAGUGUCGCUCCUCUUUUUAAAGAGGUUGAUGCUGUCUUCAAUGACACACAAAUCAUAAACCUGACGCCUGGCCUUGCUACUCAGUGUGGAUUCAGCUUUAAAUUUGACCCCAUGGGGAAUGCCAUGUUUUUUGCUUCUCUUCAAAACUGCUUUUCCCAAAACAUGGAUGAUAAGAUGUUCAGUUUGGUCAUGCAGUUCAGGCUGCCAGGAAACCACAUGAAUGAAGACCCUGUGUAUAGAGUGGGCAAAACCUGUAGCUACACCCCCUGGACCUCCCGAGAGAUUCUGUGCGACCGCAACUACAUGGAGGUGUCUGUCAGAAGGACUCUUCCAGACAUCCAAACCGUCCCUGAACAGCCCACUGGAGGCCCGAAAGCAAGGAGCGGCAACUUCCGGAGAGGAGCUGAGGCUGUUGCUGCAGGAUACAAAAUGACAGCAGUCGUCUUUAGUCCUAGCAAGAAGGUCAUGAGUGUGGAUGAGGUCCAAAGAAAGGGCUAUGCAAUAGCCAACACUCCCACACGGCUGGUGUUAAGAAGCCCUCAUAAUGCAGAGGAGACAUACCUCCAGAAUGUAGCUGGGGUUCCGAUGCGGGUGCUUUCAACUUCAACCUUCUUUGAGCAGAAGUGGCUGGUUACUCGAGUAGAUGCCACGGCUGUUUGUCCAACACCAGGGGCAGUGGCCUUUACUCCAGAAGUGAUCACCUGGUACAUGCCCAAGCACAUAGACCCACUUUUCUCCUCUGAUGCCUUCACCAUGUUGGAGGUGUACAUGGGAAUUGACGCUAAGAGGCUGGACACUGAGGAAAUGGCUGCCAGAAACUACUCGGUUUUAGUCACAGAGGCUCAUAUUAUUGUUGAAAUUCCGGUGGGGGCGGUUGGCGGCUAUUUCAAGAGCCAUAUUCAGGAUGACCAGUACUUUGUCACUUACACCAUUGAGCCCAUGCUUGAGUUGCUGUGGAUCGAGGAGGUCGCACACGAGGACACACGCUACAAAGUCCUCUUCCCUAUCACAACACCUCCGAUGGCCAGGCCUCCACAAGUUCGCAACUACACGCCCUUAGACACAGUUCCUGAGCAGGCAGUGUUUGUGCUUGAGUUGGGGACCUUCAACCUUGAUGUGGAGCUGCUGAACAUCACCUUUCCCACCAUGGUGCUAACUGUUGCAGAGUGCAACGCCAGAGGCUUCAAUGUUCAGGAGCAGAGAUCCCUGGACAACACCUUGAAGAGCUUCAGGAUGGAGGUGCCCUUCUCAGACCCAGUGGUCUUUAAGGAGAGAAGGGCGGAACAAGGUGUCACAACCUUCACUCUUCAGCUGAUCUACGGCCUGGUCGUCUUUCCAGAGUACGCUCCUUUCGCUCACUCUGCCGUUGUGGACGCUGUACUGCUGGACAUUGUGCCACCCUCCGUCACUGGCAACUGUGAUCAGGAGAACUUUCACAUCACUGUGGACUACAGGAACCAAGAUCCCUUUUUCGUGGUCUUGGUUGGCAAGCGGCUGCUUAACCAUGAGCUUGCGCAACAGUAUUUGACAGAGGGCGACGCAGACUUCACCAUCACGUUGCCCUUCUCUUCGCCGGACGCAGUGUUUGAGUCGGUUCACCCGUCCUCUGUCAGGAGCAGACUGGAUGUGGCUCUGUUGAAUCCUUACAACAACAUGACCAUCAAAUACUUUUCCCUGGCUUGCAGCUUCCUCAAAACGCUGACUGAGUGUUUCUCUAACGGAACGAUGACUGCGCUGGCGGUCAAGGUGGAGUCUGCUCCCAGUCUGAACCCCGGUCAGCUGACCCUGAGCGACCCCGCCUGUGGUCCCACCUACAGCGACGAUCGCUUCGCCUACUUCCACUUCACUGUCAACUCCUGUGGCACCACCAGGAAGUUUAUCAACAAUGUCAUGCUGUAUGAGAACGAAAUCUCCUUGCCAGAUGAACUUAAGGUGAAGCUGAAUGGCACGACGGCUUCAGAGGAGGAAUAUCUAAGUGCAUUACGAAUCACAAUUGUAGCAAUUAGGUUAAAGGUUUCCUGCUACUAUGUGGUCAGUUUUGCCGAGACUGGGACAGGUCGACAAAUUGUCAGAAUGAGACUCGCUCAGGACGCCUCGUAUAACACGUUCCACCAGGAGGAGGACUAUCCAGUGGUGAGGUACCUGAGACAGCCUCUGCACUUUGAGGUGGAGCUGACCAGGUCCUCUGACCCCAAGAUAGCGCUGGUGCUUGACCACUGCUGGGCCACCCCCAACGAGGACCGUGACUCCCGACCCCGGUGGAAUCUCAUCAUUAAUGGUUGUGAGAACCCGGAGGAUCCGUACCGUGUAGUCUUCCACCCGGUGGUAGCUGAUUCCAGGGUCCACUUCCCCCCUCACGUCAAACGCUUUGAGGUCUAUAUGUUUUCCUUCGUCGAGGAUGUGGUUGAGCCGAGUGGCCAGGUCUUUGUCCAUUGUGAUGUGGUCAUCUGUGACGCCAGUAGUCCCUCUGGCGGCCCCUGUAGUGGACAAUGUGUGAAUCAGGACAACUUGAAAAGAGGUCAACGACAUGUCAAAGACCUCUUUGAGGAGCCUCAUUUCUAUGUUUCUUCUGGAUACAUUCUUUGGGUGUAAUGUCUUGUUCUAACAUGUCAAAUAAAGUGUUCUAUAACAA
This is a messenger RNA of Salvelinus fontinalis (brook trout), 3323 nucleotides long. RefSeq lists its product as uncharacterized. The coding region runs from base 443 to 3283 and encodes 946 amino acids. Lineage: Eukaryota; Metazoa; Chordata; Actinopteri; Salmoniformes; Salmonidae. The record is from RefSeq and is a predicted model, not a curated record. The transcript has 21 exons.